This is a messenger RNA of Harpegnathos saltator (Jerdon's jumping ant), 2667 nucleotides long. RefSeq names its product photoreceptor-specific nuclear receptor. NCBI's taxonomy places the organism in Eukaryota, Metazoa, Arthropoda, Insecta, Hymenoptera, Formicidae. The record is from RefSeq and is a predicted model, not a curated record. Gene Ontology annotation, biological process: regulation of DNA-templated transcription. The transcript has 9 exons. Bases 582 to 2270 code for a protein of 562 amino acids. Gene Ontology annotation, molecular function: zinc ion binding; sequence-specific DNA binding; DNA-binding transcription factor activity.
CGACGACGACGACGACGACGACAACGACGACGACGACGACGCCGACGUCAUCCGCAGGUAACGGCGACUCGCCGUCGAGAUCCCGGAUCGGGACGCCGCAGACGUCAUACGCCAAUCCGACAUCGACGAUGUUCCGCCUACGCGCCGAUCUCCGAGCGGGACGUCGAUCUUGAUCACGUGAAAGUGGACGACAUCCUCUUCCUCGCAAUCAGUCUCACUCGCUCGCAACGACGAGCCUCCUCCUCGAGCUCCCUCCGCGCGCUCAGGGUAACCGCGUAAUCGCGCUGCUUCCCGCAUCGCGGACGUCGUGACUUCUUGGGCUUCUUUUGCCUUCACCAUAGUGGUGCUUUCGCGUGGCACGUUUAAUCGCCGCAGCCGAUCGGAGUGGAGAGCCAGCUCGUAGAUCGUAGAUCGAGUCGCUUGGACGGCUACCUGGUGAUCGUGGAUCGAGGAGGGUGGAGGAAUCGGUGGUGAUCGCGGGAGAAGUGACGUACGUGCCACAGUGCGGCUACGCCGGGGACUGGAAUUAUUCUAGCGCACCGUUUCACAUCGCCCUGAUAACGAAUGAUCGAGGAGGCACAAUGAACGGGGCAGCAACGGUCACGGCCACCGAAGAUCAUCAGCACCAGCAUCAGCAGGGGCAGAAUGAAACGAAUUCGGAGCAUCCGCGGAGUCCUACCAGUCCGCUGAGUGUCAGGCACGACUCCGGCGAGAGCAGCGUGAUCUCCCCGGGCCUGCCGGAGCGUUACAGUCCUUUGGGGGCGACCGGAUCCACGUCCAGCCACGAUCCUUACGCCUCCCGUUCGGUCCAGGAAUGCCCGGUGCCACUUUGCAGAGGGAUGCCGACGGACUUCCCCCUCGCCCGGUCGCCGUACCUGACCGCGCUCGGGAACGGUCAUCCCCAUCUGCUGGGUCAGGUGCAGCAUCAGCAGCAGCAACAGCAGCAGCAGCAGCAGCAACCGCAGCAGCCGCAGCACGGUAGCAAGCCACCGCGCAGCCUGGGACUGAUAUGCGUGGUCUGCGGCGAUACCAGCUCCGGCAAGCAUUACGGAAUACUCGCCUGCAACGGCUGCAGCGGCUUCUUCAAGCGAAGCGUCAGGCGAAAGCUGAUUUACAGAUGUCAAGCCGGUACUGGAAGAUGCGUCGUAGACAAGGCGCAUCGAAAUCAGUGCCAAGCCUGCCGACUGAAGAAAUGUAUGCAGAUGGGGAUGAACAAAGAUGAUCGGCUGGAACGAAAUGUCGGAGACAACUCUUACCGCAAAGGGUUAAUAAACAUCUUCAAAAAUCGCGACAUUGCAGCUGUCCAGAAUGAACGCCAGCCGAGAAACACUGCCACCAUUAGACCGGAAGCGCUCGUCGAGAUGGACCAAGAGCGGGCGCUGCGCGAGGCCGCCGUCGCCGUGGGCGUUUUCGGACCACCGGUGUCUUUAGCCAUGGCGAGAUAUACCACGCCGUUACCUCUGCCGACAGUCGCACCCACGACGAACUCCACGAACAACACGACGCCGCCUCGGCAGGAUAACGAAGACGGAAACGCAUCCGAGGACAGCAUAGACGUGACGAACGAGGAGCCGUUGACACCUCAACGAAGCGGAUGCGCGCAGCUUCCGCCGGUGCUUCCGUCGUUAUAUUCACCCGCGAGUGCCGAAACGGUCUACGAAACCAGCGCGAGACUGCUUUUCAUGGCCGUCAAAUGGGCGAAGAACCUUCCCUCCUUCGCGAGUCUACCAUUCAGAGACCAGGUGAUAUUACUGGAAGAAGCCUGGUCGGAGCUGUUCCUGCUGAAUGCCGUUCAAUGGUGCCUGCCGCUCGAGUCGUCGCCUCUCUUCAGCGCCGCCGAGCUCACGGCUCUCACCCUCUCGCCUCAUCCGCACCCGCACUCGGGGAUGCACUUGCAAACUACCACGGGAAAGCCGAGCCAGGUGGCGGCGGAUGUCAGGCACUUGCACGACACUCUGCAGAGAUACAAGGCGAUCAUGGUAGAUCCCGCGGAGUUCGCCUGUAUGAAGGCCAUCGUCCUCUUCCGCCCAGAGACUCGCGGCUUGAAGGACUCCAGCCAAAUCGAGAACCUGCAGGAUCAGGCGCAGGUGAUGCUGGGACAACACGCGCGCGCCCAACAACCAGCCAGUCCGGCUCGCUUCGGCAGAUUGCUGUUGCUGCUGCCGUUGCUGCGAGCCGUCCCAGCGGCGAGAGUGGAGCUGAUCUACUUCCACCGGACUAUCGGCAACACGCCGAUGGAGAAGGUCCUCUGCGACAUGUACAAAAAUUAAAGCCGCCCCGAGCGGCAACGAGCUCUCCGCUACGAAGUGACGCGACGAGGACGAUAACGCGACACCCGAAGGAUCUCGGCACAAAUACAGACGAAAGUAGGAAGCGUGGCAGGCGGGAUCGGUCAUCGAAAGUGCUUGGUGCAGAGGCCGAGAGAGAGAGAGAGAGAGAGAGAGAGAGAGAAAGGGAGGAUAUUGAAGGGCUCGAGCCUUGUACCGACACAAUCAGGCCUAAGGACGAAGUCCUGUGUCCCUUCGACAAGUUCGCGAGGACUCCGAUCGGCGAGCAUUCCUACUACCGUACAAACGCGCGAGACGAAAACCGGCGGAAUGGCGUCGCUAACGAAUUCAACGGCAACUAAAAGUCGACCGAGGGGCACUGAAUCGCGGCGUAAAUAUA